UGCAUGCGGUGAAGAUGUCAAAUAAAAAAUUACUUGGAGCAGGGUAAAAGGCGCGUCUACAAAAUUUAUUUUAUAUUCUCUAUUAUUUGCUCACAAAUAUGGCACAAUGUGGAUUUUGCGGAAAAAGUGUAGAAGAAUCUUUUGCUCCGAAUUUGAAGAUAAAAAGCUUGCUUCAGUGUUUUAACAAAAAAUACAAUGGUGGCUCAUUGUGCAGAAAAUGUUACUUGAUGGCUACUAGUCGUCUGAAGAUUGAAGAUAUAAAAAAGGGCAAAGAAAAUCAAUACAAAGAUGCAGAGAGCGGACCCCAAAACACCAGUAAAAGACAUGCAGAUAACACUCCGGACUCUCAUGAGGAAAGGGGUGAUUCACUUGAAACGCAUAGAUGCUCCCAAGCUCCAAAUAUACUCUCACAACCUUCCCUAGAACUAUUAAGAACAAUAUCAAUACCGGCGCCUUUGGAGAGUCAACGAAAUUCCAACAUUUAUUCCAGCAGUGAGGAAGCAAGCAGCAAUAACACUCAUCAAUCUUUAGAAAUUUGUACCCCAAGUGAAGAGCAUGAACUACUCCGACGCAAAAGACGGCGUAACGAGGACGAAGGAGAGGUCGCAGUUGCGGUGGAAAUUGCAAAUGAUGUAAUUUCUGAAAACAGGCAGACUGUUGAACUUAUUCAUUUAGAAGACAUUUCUGAUAAUGCUUCCCAGGACAGAAAUUUAGAAGUUGAGGCUCUACCGCAAAAUAUCAACAGUAAAGGAACAAUAUCAAUGAUAUCCCCAUUACCAAAAUAUCGUCGAUCUCGUGAAUCGGAUCUUCAUAUGUUGCGAAGAGAUCUAAUCAACAGGAAUAUACCAAAUGCCAAUGAACUUUCACGAUCUUCUGGUGGAUAAGUUAAUUUAUUUAUAAUCACGAUUGAAAAUAUUAUGAAAAAACCUUAAAGUGACAAAAGAAAUUAAUGUACAAACGUAAAUUAGAAUUAGAGUAUUGCGGUAGAUUUUAGUGAUUCAAGAAAUUAAACGAAAUAAUAAUUAUAGGUCUGUGAAUAAAGUGAAAACAAAAUUUCAAUUACAUACUUAUAUUACAAGACCCGAAAUAACAAAGGACAGAUAGUAAAUGGAGCGACCUCCUGACGUAUAAGUAAUUUAAAUGUACUAAAAACUAAAGAUUUUAUUUCAUUGUCAUGUAAUAUUAAAAGAAGCUAUAUAAAUCUUCAAAAAAAAAAAAAAAAAAUGUUAUGAUGAAAAUUUCAAAAUGUUUAACUUAAUUUAAAUUUUCAACACUAAAUAAAAUAAAUAUAUAAAAAAGUUCA
Phlebotomus papatasi is the source of this 1303-nucleotide messenger RNA. RefSeq lists its product as uncharacterized. The transcript is spliced from 3 exons. Lineage: Eukaryota; Metazoa; Arthropoda; Insecta; Diptera; Psychodidae. The record is from RefSeq and is a predicted model, not a curated record. The coding region runs from base 99 to 884 and encodes 261 amino acids.